Messenger RNA from Bufo bufo (common toad), 1812 nucleotides. RefSeq names its product matrix metallopeptidase 21 (gene MMP21). NCBI's taxonomy places the organism in Eukaryota, Metazoa, Chordata, Amphibia, Anura, Bufonidae. Gene Ontology annotation, cellular component: extracellular matrix. The transcript is spliced from 7 exons. Gene Ontology annotation, biological process: collagen catabolic process; proteolysis; extracellular matrix organization. Gene Ontology annotation, molecular function: metalloendopeptidase activity; zinc ion binding. The record is from RefSeq and is a predicted model, not a curated record. The coding region runs from base 1 to 1812 and encodes 603 amino acids.
AUGAAGGCUGACGGCCUCGUAAUACUGAUCCUGCAUUGUUCAAUGGUGUCCAGGUUUAGCAACUCCGAAAGGCUUUUCCAUAGGAGGGAUCAAUCAGAUAUGGAACCAUCUAAUCUGCAGCAAGCCGAGCUGGUCACAGACUUCGCCUCAGCACAGCAAUAUUUGUCAAAAUAUGGCUGGACAGAGCCAGUCAGGUGGGAAGACACAGUCACUAAAGAUAAUGGACACCAGCAAGACAUUCAUCCAAUGCAAGAGGCGACAGCCAACUUGGGGAAAAGGUCACCCGAGCCAACAAAAAGUUCUCAUUUCGUAGAAGCACUGAAAAAAUUUCAAAAGCUGAAUAACUUACCAGUAACUGGAAGGCUGGAUGAUGUCACCAUUAAUGCCAUGAAUAAGCCAAGAUGCGGUGUUCCUGAUAACCAGGCGUUGAAAACCAUCCAGGAAAAGCCAAAUUUGGUCGAAAUUACGAGCAAAAUCAACUCAACGAAGAACAUCACAAACCAGGGUGACGGGGCUCCAAAGAAACGUUCCAAGAGGUUCCUGGACCAAUUAAUGUUCUCAGACAAAUAUAGGAAAGAACAAGAAGCGUCUCAGGGUGCUGGAGGCAAGGUAUUCAGCAAAAAGCUCCUGAAAUGGCGCAUGAUUGGGGAAGGAUACAGCAACCAGCUUUCUAUAAGUGAGCAGAGAUACGUCUUUAGGCUAGCCUUCCGCAUGUGGAGCGAGGUCAUGCCUUUGGACUUUGAAGAAGACAGUACCUCACCUUUAUCACAAAUUGAUAUCAAGCUGGGCUUUGGACGAGGGCGGCACUUGGGAUGCACCAGGGCAUUCGACGGAUCGGGCCAGGAGUUUGCCCAUGCCUGGUUUCUUGGAGAUAUCCAUUUUGAUGACGAUGAACAUUUUACCGCUCCAAGCAGUGACAACGGGAUCAGUCUGCUGAAAGUUGCAGUUCAUGAAAUCGGCCAUGUCCUCGGACUAUCGCACAUCCACAGGACGGGAUCAAUAAUGCAACCCAAUUACAUCCCCCAGGAGUCAGGCUUUGAACUGGACUGGUCUGACAGGAAAGCGAUACAGAACCUGUACGGGUCAUGUGAAGGUCCUUUUGACACGGUGUUUGAUUUUGUGAGAAAGGAGAGGAACCAAUAUGGAGAGAUGGCGGUACGCUACAACACGUACUUCUUCAGGAACAGCUGGUACUGGAUGUACGAGAACAGGAACAACAGGACACGCUAUGGAGACCCCAUUGCUAUAUCAUCCGGGUGGCAAGGCAUUCCCGCAGAGAACAUCGAUGCCUAUGUUCAUGUAUGGACCUGGACCAAGGACAUCCACUACUUCUUUAAAGGGACUCUGUACUGGAGAUACGACAAUGAAAAUGACAAAGCCUUCUCUGAAGACACUCAGGGGAAGACCUACCCCAGGCCGAUUUCUCAAAGUUUCCCUGGAAUCCCCAGCCCAAUUAACACAGCCUACUUCGACAGGAGAACUCAGAGAAUUUACUUCUUUAAAGACUCCCAGGUUUUUGCCUUUGAUAUGAACAGAAACCAUGUGGUUCCGAGUUUUCCGAAGAGAAUCGUGGACAGCUUUCCCGCCGUUGUUCGAAACAACCAUCCCAGCACGACCCUGGACGCCGCGUAUUACUCCUACAGCCACAAAUCCCUCUUCCUCGUUAAAGGGAAGCACUUCUGGAGAGUGGUCAGUGACCAAGACAGGCGGACCAAUCCUUCUCUGCCCCUCAAUGGGCUCUUCCCCCGGCAAGCCAUCUCAGAGCAGUGGUUUGAUAUAUGUAGUGUACACGCAUCGUUGUUAAAACUGUGA